This is a messenger RNA of Polychytrium aggregatum, 962 nucleotides long. RefSeq lists its product as uncharacterized. Gene Ontology annotation, biological process: post-translational protein targeting to endoplasmic reticulum membrane. The transcript has 2 exons. Lineage: Eukaryota; Fungi; Chytridiomycota; Chytridiomycetes; Polychytriales. The record is from RefSeq and is a predicted model, not a curated record. Bases 53 to 748 code for a protein of 231 amino acids. Gene Ontology annotation, molecular function: protein binding.
GCACAUCAAUUCUCAUCUCCCCCCCCCUCGUCUUCUGCCGACACAGACAUCCAUGAGCACCGACGAAGUCGAAUUUGCUAACGAGAUCCUCGUUGCCCUCGCCUCCAAGUCCGCCUCGCCUCUGCGGGAUGCCGAGACACCCCUGCAACUGGCGCCGCCGUUGUCCCAGCCCGUCGAGCUGAGCUUGCCCCGGAUUCGGCCAGAUGACCUCAACCCCAAGAUCACCGUGACUAUCAAGGUGCUCAAGUCGACGACCCCUCCUCUGACCCUGACACUCUCUCAGUUUGACUUGAUCCGCAAGCUGAAGCAGCAGGUCUCGAAUGCCCACAAGAUCCCUGUCGACAGCAUCCGACUGGUUCUCUCCGGCAAGGCUCUGCACGAUUUCCGCUCGCUGCUCGACUAUGACGUCAAGUCUGGGGCCACCAUUCAUCUCCAAACCAAAGCUUCCACCGGCACAGAGGCGAGCGAGUCAGCCACAGACCCGGUCGGCCCGGUUCUCGACCGGUCAGCGCUGGAGAGCGAGGCCGAGGCCGCCAACAGGGAACAGGAACGCUCCGACGCAGCCCUGGCCCAGAAGGGACUGUCUCCUGACUUCUGGAAGUCAAUCCACGAGCUUAUUGGCCGCGAGUUCGAGCAUCCGGCCGAUGCCAAGAAGGUCUACGGCGAGUUUGUCAAAUCGUACCUGAGCUCCAUUUCCCGUGUGUCGCCCAGCGACCGCCAGGGCAUCCUCACCGCCGCCCAGGUUUGAACCCGCUGGCACCCGAGCUCGCCCAUGACCGACCCAAACGCCGAUUCAAAUGGUCGCCCGAGAGCCUACAGUGGCAUCAAGUGACGGGACAAUCUCUCGCCCAGAAUAAAACCAUUGUCGAACACAAUCCACAGCCUCAGUGCCCAAACGCAGCUCCUCGCGAUGCUGCUGCUUCGUCGUUCACCUGCGAUCUGGAACAAGAAACGCCAGCAGG